This is a messenger RNA of Engraulis encrasicolus (European anchovy), 756 nucleotides long. RefSeq names its product odorant receptor 131-2-like. Gene Ontology annotation, molecular function: olfactory receptor activity; odorant binding. The coding region runs from base 1 to 756 and encodes 251 amino acids. Lineage: Eukaryota; Metazoa; Chordata; Actinopteri; Clupeiformes; Engraulidae. Gene Ontology annotation, biological process: detection of chemical stimulus involved in sensory perception of smell. The transcript has 5 exons. Gene Ontology annotation, cellular component: membrane. The record is from RefSeq and is a predicted model, not a curated record.
AUGGUAGAUCCCUUGGACAUUGGCAUGGUGGGAGUUAUGACGCAGAGGCAUAACUGUUUAGAAAUCAGAGAAGAGGGAAUAUUAAUGUCCAUGCAGAACGCAACAGGAUCCGGUGCUGUCUUCCCUGCCAUCUUCUCUUCUCUCGAAGAUUGGCUGAUACUGAAAGGUGUUUUUUCCAUGGCACCCUGUAUCUUCUUUCUGUACGUGAACUUAGUGAUGUUGUUCACACUGAGGUCUAAAGAAAUGUUCACCGAAACUCCUCGCUACAUACUAUUCUGUCACUUGCUCCUGUCUGACUCGCUGCAACUGUGGUGCACUUUUGUGUUCUACAUACUCUACUCUUUGCCAUUGGAUGAGGUAAACACGGGUUCGAUAGCCCUCGUGUUCACACUGGCGUGUCUGCUCAUAAUCUAUGUGUACAUAGCCAUUGCUGUGACGGCCAGAUCAACUGCCGCCACUGAGAAGUCGUCCGUGGGCAAGGCCCACAAAACUGUUCUCUUGCACAUGGUGCAACUCUGCCUUUGUCUAUCAUCCCUCCUAUUUGGUACAGUUCGUAGGGCGCUGGCUAUGAGCAGCAUGGACCGAGUUAUUGUCGAUGAGGUGACAUAUGUUUUGUUCUUAGCACUGAACAUCUUACCCAGGUGCCUUAGCCCCCUCAUAUAUGGUCUGAGAGACAAGGCUUUCUGUGACUAUUUCAAGAUCAAUUUGGUUUUCUGCAUCAAAGCCAAGCUAAAGCAGCCAACGCACCCUGUUUAG